AGCUCUCUUAAUUCAUUACCUCUCCAUUCACACCAUCUUCAACAUCUCUUUCUCUAACAAUGGAGAUUUUUCAGAAGGCGAAAGCGGUUCGUUUGCGUAGCCACCACGACAAGUACCUAGUCGCCGAAGAAGACGAAGAAUCUGUAACUCAAGAACGUAACGGCUCAGCAGGUGCAGCCAAAUGGACCGUUGAGAUAAUCCCAGGCUCAACAAAUCUCAUCCGUCUCAAAAGUGCUUAUGGUAAAUACUUAACGGCGUCAAAUAAACCGUUUCUUCUUGGAGCCACCGGAAAAAAAGUUCUACAGACUAAUCCUAGUCGUCUUGACUCAUCUUUAGCUUGGGAACCGAUUAGAGAUUCUGCUUUGGUUAAGCUUAAGACUCGUUAUGGUCACUUCCUUCGUGGUAACGGUGGUUUACCUCCUUGGAGAAACUCUGUUACUCAUGAUAUUCCUCAUAGAUCGGCAACUCAAGAAUGGGUUCUUUGGCAUGUUGAUGUUGUUGAGAUCCUCCCUGCAAACUGCAAUCAUCACCAGCAGCAACAGCAGCAGCUGCAGCUGCAGCUACCUCCGUCACCGCUUCAUCAUUCUGAUUCUCUUGAUUUCACACCUGGAUCUCCUUCCAGAUCUAACCGUUUCUUUAGACAAGAGUCAACGGAUUCACUGGCGGUUGGAUCGCCGCCGAAAUCGGAAGGGAGAGUGAUAUACUAUCAUGUGGCGGAUGAUGAUGGCGAUGUUGAAGAUGAUUCUGUUGAGGUAAGUUCGUUUACUUUCAAAGGCAAUGGUGUUGAAGAGCUGACUAUGAGAUUGAAAGAAGAGAGCAAUGUCGAAGAUGUUAUCGUUUGUACUCGUAGUCCGUUGAACGGGAAGCUUUUCCCAUUGCGUCUUCAACUCCCACCUAACAAUGCAGACAUGACUGUCGUCUUAGUACCAAGAUCAUCAAAAAUAGCAGAAGAGUUCAUCAAGUGAGAUCUUUGUUUGAAGCUGAGCUGUGAAAUGAAGGCUUUGGCUGCAA
Messenger RNA from Arabidopsis arenosa, 1011 nucleotides. NCBI's taxonomy places the organism in Eukaryota, Viridiplantae, Streptophyta, Magnoliopsida, Brassicales, Brassicaceae. The record is from the annotation of a GenBank genome assembly.